Messenger RNA from Pocillopora meandrina, 15061 nucleotides. Lineage: Eukaryota; Metazoa; Cnidaria; Anthozoa; Scleractinia; Pocilloporidae. The record is from the annotation of a GenBank genome assembly.
AUGUCACAUCGAACAGUGGAUGUUUUUUACGCUUCUCUCUUACUUUUCAUUUCUCUGAAGAAGGUCGAAAGCUUUCAACUUGAUGGCAACAGAGGUUUGAGGCGAGAGAUUCAGACACAUAGUGCUGAAAGUCGAGUGUCAUACGGAAACUUUGCGGUUGACAAAUUCCGUCGUCUUCAAGUAUCAGUUGGUUCAUCCAGAUUUGUGAGCGACUUCAAAGAGUGUGCUCUGAGCUGUGUCAACAAUCCGCCAUGUUCAUCAUUCAACGUCGCCUCUUCUGCUCGAUCAGACGGAAAAUUGCGUUGUGAGUUGUUAAACAAAGAUAAAUACUCGGCAAGUCCAGGCCAGCUGGUUAGUUCACAGGAAUAUCAUCAUUACGAAAUCAAGGUACGUAAAGAAGAACAUUGAUAUAAUCCAUUUGUAUAUCAGACGCGGUGGUGCACCAGGUGAGAGCUCUGUAAAAUAGAGGUCUUUACUUACAUAACAAUCCUUUUAAAGCGGUUUUUAGAUCUCUCUUUAGAGAUCAUGGACGGAUCUAAAAAUAUUUAGCAGUUUGUGGCGCAUUUAAAUCACAUGGACAAUCCUUAGGGGUUCUUUCCUUAUCCCCACCAGAGCAGUUUAUGGCCCAAAAAGAGAAAGCAUACGUGUAACCUCAUUUGCUAGAGAGAAAAGUACUGUACUAGGCUCUCGUUCCUUAAACUUGCAUUCGUGCGAAUAAUCGCUGAUUGCCGUGCCCCUUCAUUUCUGCUCGUAUUCAUUGACUGACAUAAGCCGCUCUGGAGCAGAAAAUAAUGAUUACUUCGAAUUAAUGCAGCAUUUUAUCUCGUGCACAGACACCAUGCUCAAGCUUUCCUUGUCAAAACAAUGGAACUUGCGUUCCAGAUUAUUCUGAAGAUCAAUUCCAUUGUGAUUGUCAUCCUGAAGACUUUGGGAAUCUUUGUCAAACAAGUAAGAAAGCAGUGUAAACAUUUCUACUUUUCACUUCUUUAUUUGUAAAUGGGGUAGAAAACAUCUAGAGCUGUUUUAUUGUUUGAGUUAUGUAUCCAGUCAUGUGGAUGGUGGAGUGAUCUGAUUAAGACAGGCGCAUUUAAGAGAUUAACUUUUAACUACGUCCCCUUGUUCAAGCCUGUAGGCUUGGUCAUUAGCUUGUAUUUCUACAAAAUUUUUUUAAUCUUUUAUUUUUAUCGUUUAGUGCUUAUGUCUUUUUUCCCUUUCAGCGCUAACGUCAUGCAAAGAAGCGUACAAUUUGAACAGGUGAGUUUUGCCGACGUCAGGUGUCUGGCUUAUAGGUACCUUGGUCUGAAAAAAAGACAGAACCAAUUUAAAACAGUAAAACCAUACUAAGUAGCUAAAUAUGGUAAGCAAAGAAUGUUUACUUGAAACGAAAAUCUGAAUACUCCAUUGAGGACGAGAAUCAUUUGUCCUGGGAUCAGGAAUUUUUCAAGAAUCAGAGGAUGUCUUCCUACAGAAGACAUUUUUCUGACACAUGUAUAAAACUCACUAUCACCAAACCAAAGAAAAUAAACUUCUCCAUAGCUCCUUGAACCUUUUCAACUAAACAGGGAAAAGGAGGGUUUGAAAACACGAUUGUUUUUUCCAAAUUAUCCCCACCCGUGCACGCACCAGCAUUACUUUCCACAAUGAGAUCUCGUAGUUGGUAAAAGAAAAAAACUGAGUCUUUGAAAGCAAUAAAACAUAAAUUUCUCAAAUUUUAUGACUAUCAUAGGUCAAAUACCAUUAGCCAGCUGAUGAAGCUUAAAAUUGAUGGACGGCCCGCAUCAGUUUAUUGUCACAUGGGAAAUUUUGGAUGCGGAGACGGUGGAUGGACAACGGUCAUGAAAAUCGAUGGCGAUAAGGUGUAGGAUCAUUCAUCAUUUGAUUGUGUAUUUUUAUCGCCAGAAAGAGCAAGAAAAUCUUGAAAAAGACCGUUGACAGUGGAUGAAAAGCUUUAUUCUUUCUUUAGUUCUUACGUAAUCUUUUCACCUAAUCUUUCUCAGUAGAGUGUGAAAAUGUACAAAAACUAGGGAACAUAAUAGUCAGACACAGAGAAGUGAUGCCUUCAGCAGCUUGUAAAAAUCCGUAUAAUGCCUACUACAAACGACAUUAAAUAAUUUACUCUCAUAUCUGUUUCUUUGGUAGAAUACCUUCAGUUAUAGCUCGGGAUACUGGAGUGAUCGAAAUGAAUACAAAGCAAGAGGAGGUGAGACUGGGUUUGAUUCACAAGAAACAAAGCUACGCACUUACUGGAGCACACCUUUCAGAAAGAUAUGCCUCGGUAUGAAGAUCAACCAGCAAACCCAAUUCAUUGUCCUUAACCAGCAAGCAGACUCGUUGUACUCACUAAUCGCCGACGGACAGCAUCGCACCACCACGUUAGGUCGUAACACGUGGGCGUCGCUGAUCGGUUCAGGAGUCUCCUUACAAAACUUAUGUCAAAGAGAAGGCUUUAAUGUGGUCAGCGAUCUUGCUUAUUAUAGAAAAGCUAGAAUCGGUAUACUUGGUAACAAUGAAGACCGCUGUGAUACAUGUGAUACCAGAAUUGGGUUUGGUACAGCUGGACAAGUAGACGGUGUUUUUUGUGGGAACAACGACAAAAAGGCUAUGGGAUAUAUCCUGGUUCAGUGAUAUUUAACUCUUUGACAACUUUAGCCUUUAGCUUCCUUCACAUAUUUAGUGAAACUAAAAAUGUGUAAAUAUCUUCGUUUGACUGCAUUAUUAUCACUUUUAUGGUGCUCAGUACUCUUAAGCCGUAAUGAGGCAUUUGCAUGAAUACAGGUCCUAUUCCUCAAAACGGACCAAACGCGAACGCCUGCAGUUGAUUUUGGAUAGACUGUCUCUAGGAAACAAAACCUACAUAACCAUCGGAUUUCGUAUUAUCAAAAUAACUGAAACCGAAAACAUAACUAAAAAUAUAGCAAAAUAACUAGCUUCUCAAUUAAUUAUUAUGAUGGAUUGGUUUCAUCCAUCAAAUUAGAGUAACUUCCAGCCGCAAUAACUUUCGUGAUUUCCCUAAUGACCCAUGUCAAGAAGCGUAGUUGUCCACGUAAAUCUUCACCAGUAAUUUUUCUUCAGUUGAGUCAAAGAAUGAUUAAUUAAUAUGUUUUAAAUAAAUACUUCCAAUGGAGCAUUGAUUGGUUUCAAAUUGCAGAUUAAUUUUUUGCACAAAGCUCUCUCUGAUUGCAAUUACGGGAACAGGUGUUCUAUACAGUUGGAGGCCAAUAUUUUUUCCUCCAAAAUUUAAGAUGUAAAUUGUUUAAAUUUUGUUAAUGUUUUAUAAAAAUCUGAUAAACUGUUCGGUAAUGAACCAUAAGCGCUAUGUUACUGCGAACAAUGGGCACUUUCUAUUUCUCUCUCUUCUUCAUGUUUUUCCUAUCGAGUAUCAAAGGCAAGCUUCAAUUUGACGGCAGUAGUGGUCUGAAGCGAGUGACAAAUGUAAACGGAUCUACAACUAAAAUAUCAUUCGGCAACUUUUUCGUUGAGAAGUUUCAUUGUCUUCAAGUAUCAGUUGCCUCAUCGAUUUUUGUUAGCAACUACAGAGAGUGUACUCUGAGCUGUGUCAACAGUCCACCAUGUUUGUCGUUCAACACCGGCUCGGCUGUUACUUUAGACGGAAAACUACGAUGUGAGUUGUUAAACGAGGAUAAAUACUCUGCAAAUCCAGGCCAGCUGGUCAGAUCACAAGAAUUUCAUCAUUACAGCAUCAAGGUAUUCAAAAGGGAAUUUUAAAUUCCAAACACUUGCUUCCUUCAAUCGAAAUAGUUGUUAACUUUGUCAACCUUCUUCUCGUCUCCUUUAGUUUAAUUUUUAUGUUACCCACCAAGUUGACCUAAAGGGUAUAAAAAAACACCUUUAUCUUUGUUAAUUUUCUUUUUUGUUGUGGAACAUAAACAGAACAAAAAUAUGACUUAAUGAUUACGUAAUCAGGAAAUACAGGGAUAAUUGCAGAGUGAUCGAAGUUUUAUUUUGUCCAUAGACACCAUGUUCAAGCUUUCCGUGUCAAAACAGUGGAACUUGCGUUCCCGAUUACAGUCAGAACGACUUUUACUGUGAUUGUGUUCCUGGAUACAAAGGAAAAUUAUGUCACACAGCCGGUACGUGAACUGUGCAUCUUCAAAGUAUGAAUAUCUAAUUUUGAAAAUUGUUAAAAAAAUCUAUGAAGUUUCAUGGGUAAUUUCUCUUAUUGAAGCGGAGUUACAUGUGAUUUAUGGCGCUGAGUGAUUUGUUUGAAAGCUGGAGUUAAAUUGCACAUGAUUCUCUUCUAUAUCUAAUAUAGAGUGAAAAUUUUCUUUAGCUAGCGCCUUUGUUAGGCGUAAACUAACCGAAAAAUUAAAGAACUUUGUCACCUGAAGACUUUUUCAAGCCGACAUUAAUUAAUGACUGAAAUUCGAAUUAUGUCGACUGAAGAUAAAAAAGAUAAAAUUUGCAUUUUAAGAACGUGUGUUCCAGUAAUUAAUUUCUAUCGCAAAUCUGCCCGAAAAGGUGGUUACUGAUUAGGAAUUAAGGUCGGCGAUCUGACGAUUUUCACGCUCUUCAAUUUUGAAAUUUAACAACUAACAACUAGUAUUGUGCAAUUUGUUAAUUAUGCAUUUUGCAGACUUUUGAAAGGGUUCCGUGGGUGAUCGCUUCAUUAAGUUCUCACGGUAAUUAGGGCUUCUCGAUGGCCUGAAGAAGGCUCCAAGUUUAUAACAUUCUUACAACGAGACUAUGUAAGCAAUCUACAACCCCGCCAAUAGUUCUUCGAGGAUAUUUUGCGAUGCUUUUAUUUUUCCUUUCAGUUUUUUCUUCAUGCAAAGACGUGUACGAUGUUUACGGGUGAGUAAAACUGGUAUUUUCCCGAGUUAGGAACUCUGGGUGAGUACUCUCCUUCGUGGUCGCAAGCUUUCUCGCCAAUUUUUUUUUCUUUUUGGCAGAUUUUUCAAAAACUCCUUGAUCCACCCUAAGAUAAAUCUGCAAUAAUUAAUGCAAAAUAAACUCUGCAAUAAUUUACAAAGUUCAAUCAAAGGAAAAAGUCUACGUUCGAAUCAAAUUACAAUUUGUAUUCAAAGUGUUUUGAUUCGCUUGAAAUAUUCAUUUAUUUAACACCUCAUUUGAAGUUCCUUCUAUACGACUUAACCAAUUGAAAAACUUUGGCAAUGUUCAGCUCAGGUCCUUUCACGUUAAUUUUUUCUCCUGCUAAAGAAUUCAAAGUCUCAAAAUUUAGUUCCCAGCAGAGAUUUCCGUCAUCUCGAAACGCAACAAUAUGUUCUCGAAAAAAAAUACAAAACGGCAAUUUGCGACACAAAACUCCCACAAAAUUUGCAUGGGACACAAUAUGUGUAUGCUUUUCCACCAAGAAGAAGGGGAAAAACCUGUACCGAAAAAAUAAGGAGGCAAAUAAUGUAUGAAGCCUAAAAAUAAACUUUAUUAUCAUGUCUCACGUUUCUUGAUUCUAAAGGUCAAAUGCAACCAGUAAUCAGUACACUCUAAUUAUCAACGGGAAGCCCACUACGGUUUACUGUCUCAUCGAUGAUCCAAACAGUUGUGGAGGUGGCGGUUGGACGACAGUCAUGAAGAUUAUGGGCGAAACGGUACAGUAACACUGAUUAUGUCAAUCUGAAUAUCUAACAGUUAUUGGAUUCGGUUUGCGCACGAUAGCGAGAGUUAUCAAGGCCGAAGCUGGUGUCAUCUGCCGAAGCAGAAGGUUCACACUAUCAGGAGACCUCUUGAUUUUUAUUUUUUCGUUCAAAGUACCAAACCUGUCAGUUGUGGUUGAUGUCAAUCGAUUUAUCAUUCUCUACUAGAAUAACAAAGCUAAUACGUUAAAUCAUGUGAAACAACGGUUUAAUAUCCAUCAAAUCCUAGGCUUUAAACUGGAGAACAAAGCUGUAAAAAUUUAUACCACUUUUGAAUGUCUCUUUUUGAUUUCUUUUCAUCUCGUAGAACACCUUUUCUUUCUACUCGGCCUUCUGGACCGAUAAAAGUGAAUACAACCCGCGUGGGGGUGAGAGUGGAUUAGACUCUAUUGAAACAAAGUUACAGACUUAUUGGGCAACACCUUUCAGCAAGAUUUGUCUUGGUAUGCAGAUCAACGGAUAUAACAGAUUUCUGGUCAUCGAUAGACAGGCUGACUCUUUGUACUCACUCAUCGCUGACGGAGAAUUCCGCUCCACCUCUGUAGGUCGUGCAUCGUGGAUAGCUAUCAGUGGUAACUUGGUCCACUUGCAACCCUACUGUGGCAAGGAAGGCUUCAAUGUACUCAACGGUAAUGGUGAUUUCAGAAGGGCUAGAAUUGGUAUCCUUGGAAACGACGAAGACCAAUGCGAAAGUUGUGAAACCGUUGUUGGGUUCGGUUUGCAAGGGAGUGAUGGUAACCCUAUUUCGUGCGGCGGAAGCGGCAACCUAAAAAGCGUGUGUUACAUCUUUGUGCAGUGAAGUGGAAUGGUUGGAAAAAAUUUGAUGCAGUUUGGCUAAUCUCUCAGAUUAAAAACUGUUAGAAUUCGUAAAAUUUUAUACUUAUACGUCAUGGUGAAGUGCAAAUGUGGUAUAGUACUGUCGUUUGUCUUGCCAUUUUGAUGUCACUUAGUUGCAGAUAGGGGCGAUCCGCCCUCAUACUGUCGGUUGUUUUUGUAGUUAUUGCGAAAGCGUUGGUAGUCCGCCAUGCAAGGCAGCGAAGUUCAUUGAUGAUUAAGUACUGUGGUAUGUCUCGCGACGUUGUCACUUUUUAAGUUGGCAGGCCUUCCCUUAGUAGGUAGUCGGUGAUCCUCCUCUUUACAUGAUAUUAAAACAGAAACCUUUCAAAACAUCUCCUUGGAGUCAGUUAAAAGUUUUCCUUUUCUCUCAAUCUACAGUACAUUGCAAGAUAAAAGUGGCCACUUUAACAUCGGGUAACAUUGCAAUGGGGGAGAGGGGGAGAUAGAAUGAAUGAAAGCCUGCUAAGACAUUUGCCACUCAUUGAAGUAAGAUUCUUCUUUGUGAUUGGUUAGUCGUUAACAGUUGUGUCUGACACAUUUUUUUUCCUCCCUGAUUUGGGAUCUAUUCCCUGAAAGGUUCGCUUUUUUACCACGUAAAUGUAGCUUGUGUUUUAUUCUUGGUCGUGAAAUUUCUUCUCCGUGGGUAUUUGACAUUUUAUGACUAGCGCCAAGUUAUAAAUUAACGUAUCCUUGAGGAUCUUCAAUUAACUUUUUAAACCACAGCCUGGGACAAGAGACCGAUUGAAAAUCAAUCGCACAUACAACGGCUUCAUAAACUUUCGACUUUUAUUUGGACUUACAUUCUUUUUCUGUGGUAUAUGAAAUAAAUAAAAAAUUCACAAUGCAAGGAGUAAGUGUUUGAGAAAUUGACAUUGUCUGCUAAGGUAUCUCGUGGCCUUUGUAGAAAUUCGAAUAAUUCCCUCACGAGAUAUAUUGCAUCAAACACUAAAUGAGUCGAUAUGAACUGGACACGCUUAAAACACUAUUUCGUACUGUAUAUACACGUAUCCUAAAAAUCUGAACAGACAUGUAUACAGCAUCUAAAUAUGCACUGCCCCUGAACACAGCAGUGGCUUGAAAUAUAUUUAUCUUCCUGCCUGAGUGUAAUACAGUAGUUGAUGGCGUUUUUGUUGUUUUUGCUGGUUCUAACGGUUUAAUUACUAACACACCCUUCAUACUUUAUUCGGUGCAUUGUUACUGCAUGUGUAAUUUAGCUGCCUUUGUAGCAUUUUUACAGGAUCCCAGAGUACAGCCACAUUUAUUAGAGGUGUUUGACUCAAACAUUUUGAAAUCUUCAUCCUAAACACCAAGAAUUUGUCCUUUGCAAAUUCUCAUCAGCCCUUCAAUCUAUAGAUGCUUUUUUUUUUUGUUAUCUAAUUUUUAGUUUGGCUCGUUUCUUCUUUUUCUUUUCCUGAAUAAAACAAACCAUUCUGUAAUUUUUCUCGAAAUUCAAAGUUAACUUUCAUAAUAACGAAGGUUAGCACCUCAAAGCGUCUUAAUUUAAUUAUAUGCAUGCAGAAAUUUCAGCAUGGUCAUUGGCUGAGAACAAGUCAAUUAAUCCCAAACAGUGCAGAAAGUUGAAAUUGAGAUUUAAUUGACUAACGGAAAAGAUACGAAAGCAAAACAAUGCGUGACAGAGAGCAACGAAGCAACUUUCGACGGAAAAGCCCGAAAUAAGCUCGACUAAUAUUGCAAGUAUGUUAUGUACAAGUAAUCACAUGAUUUACCCCAAGCAAUAUGGGAUAAAUCAGCGCAAGAAAAUUUUCCGAAUUUACAGACCAUGAUAAAUUCACUCGUGUUGACUAGACACAAGUUGCACUCAAAAUCACAUGGUCUACUAUACUAAUAUAUGAUACGAACCUUGAAAGAACGAUAAACCUAAUUCCUGAAAUAAUUUCAAUAAUUCAUAGAGUUUCCUUGGGUUAUAUAUUGUUUGAACUUUAACAACACAGUUAAAAACAAUAAAAUCGGUGGAAAGUGUACAAAAACGUUCACAGUGAAAGCGGCUACAGUUUUGAUUGAAAGUUAGUAAGGGUCCACUCCAGUGGGGUUUAAUACCUCUUAAUUUUGUCUUUCAUUAGGCCAACGCGAAGGGAGACUCUGUUCUAGUUGUUAAUGAACUAAAAACAUCGAAAUAGGGAACACAACAAGACCGUUCAAUAAGCUCAGCGUGAGACAGACAGGUGAUCUGCGAUAUGAAGCACUUAGUAGGUCCAGACUAAGCCCUCAAACUUAUUUUGCACAGAAACGUGAUGGCGUUUUGAAAUAUUUCAACCAUAAAGUGGUCCAUCAUGUAUAUGAAAUUUCAAGGACCUUUUCCUGUUUGUCUUUUAAUGUUGUAUUCGUUUGCUCUCAAGUCAGAGAAAAGCCAACUUUAUAUUAACGACAGAGCUGGUUUACAGAGACGAGUUCAUGUGCAGGGAAGCAGGUUAUCGUACGGAAACUUUGUAGUUGACAAGUUCCAUUGCCUUCAAGUAUCAGUUGGUUCGAAUUUAUCACGCGUAUCGUGAGCAACUACAAAGAGGGUGCUUUCAAUUGUGUGGAAAAUUCGCCAUGUUCUUCAUUAUGAAUGAAAGUGAUCUUCGCAGUGAUGUGCACUACUUAGGCAGUAGUGAAAAUAAGGCCUGAAAAAAAUUCAGGCCUGUACGGGAUUUGAACCCAUGACCUCUGCGAUACCGGUGCAGCGCUCUACCAACCGAGCUAACAAGCCAACUGGGAGCUGGUCAUGAUGGUGGUUCUAAAUAAACCCGUGAAGUGAUGAAUAGACGGUAAACGAGGAUAAAUACUCUGCAAGUCCAGGGAGACUGGUCACUUCACAGGAAUAUCAUCAUUACAGUCAUCAAAGUAACAGUAAGCCAACUCUGUUGAAAAAAAAAAACUGAAUUCAGAUUCUGAUGACUGGGAGAAUGUCAUGAUUUCUCUGAGGAAAUUGAACAUUAUAUAAUCUAAAGAAAACUAAUGUGUGAAAAAGUAGUAUAAUUGUCCAAAAGAUGUGAAAAUGAUUUAAAUAAAUAUGAGAUAGCAGUAUAUGAAGGCAGACUAAUCGCAACAGCGUACUUGAAAAGAUGCGUGCGUUGAAAAAAUAGUAAGUGCUUAUUUAUUUAGCAAUUGGCUACGCCUCGAGCAACUCUUACGCAUCUUUCGUGCUCUCCAAAAUUCCCGCGUGCUUCAUAUCUCGAUGAACGCACGCUGACGUAUGAACCAAUUGUUUUAUAACAUUUUCAACCCGAUGGAAAAUUUUUUGUCUCGACGGAUUUGUUUGCUGACGUCGUGAGCGUGCUCAAUAGGAAUAUGAAGCACACUCGCGCAAUUGAAUUUGAUUAGACAAAUUUACUAGCUAUGUUAUAAUCCAAACUGCAGGAGAAAAAUAAUAUGAUUGCGUGGUAAUAAUAUACAUGAAAAAAUACGUGAUAGCUUAUCAUAAUUAUGCAGAAGCAGAGCGCGCGCAUCAAGUGCAAAAAUAAUUUAUUCAAACCUGUGCAUUCGGUCAAAACAACCGCGUACGAUCAAAAGAGUAAUAUACAAUGAUAUUUUCACAUCUUUAAGAUGCAAAAAAGUUCAAAGUGCGGCUAAACAGUUCAAGGAAUUGUUCAGUCUGUGCGCGAAUAACUUUCGAUGGAAUGGAAUCGCCGUUUGCGUUUACAGUGUUUUCGUUGUUAGAGCUGUUUUUAAGCUGCUGUAUUGUUGUUGCGGUGGCGAAAGGAAACCUACAAGCUGGCCAUUUUUUCGCUCGCAAAUUUUCAUUGUAGCCAAAUGUUGCGACAUCCAAGGCUCGCAUUUGGUUGGCUAUCUGUGAAUUUCUUUGAUUAUUGACCAAUCAGAAUGUCUGGUUUAUUACUUUCUUUACACUGAAUUAACCCUCUUCUACAUUUAAUUUCUUGAAAACUGCAUUUAUCUUAACUAAUCAGAAAUGAGUAAUUUUUUCAUGUAUAUUAUUAAAAAGGGUAUAGCUAUAAUUUUAUUUUUCCUUUUCUGUUGUAUGUAUGUUUCUUUUCUUUUUUUGUCCCAAACAAAGGAAACUAUUCUGUAAUUUUCCCAACUUUAAGGCGAAUUUUCACAUUUUACAUCAAAAUACAAUUGGGCAACCUAUGUAGAAAUAAAUUUUGCUGAUUUUUCCUAAACUGCACUCGAAAUAAUAUGAUAGCCCACACUUGACUUUGAUACUUGCCUUGAAAUAACGAUAAGCUUUAUUUCCGAUGUUACCUCGAUAGCUGAUUCAUCGAGUUGCUUUUGACAUAUAAAAACCCAAAAGAAAAUGACAAAAACAAAUAAACUAGCAAAACCAAAGAAUUGAAUUUGUGCCAAUUGUACAGGGUUUUUUGGUAGUGCUGCUAAUUGGCUCAAAACAUAGUGAUUAGGCCGCUCAGGAUACUCAGCAUGAGAGGGACAGAUGAUCUGUGUUGUGAAUUAGUUGGUCGUUACUAAGUUCUGUAAAUAUUAUACACACAAACAUGGUAAUACUUCGAACCAUUGGAAUGGCAAAACGCUCUGCUACGUAUAUGAAAUGGCAAGGACGUUUUCCUGUUUUUCGUUUUGUAUUGUACUCAUUUGCUCUUGAGUUGGUUCAAAGCCAACUUCAUCUCGACGGCAGCGCUGGUUUACAGGUAGGAGUCCUGGUGCAGGGAAAUAGGAUAUCGUACGGAAACCUUGCGGUUGACAAGUUCCAUCGUCUUCAAGUAUCAAUUGGUUCAUCGACUGUUGUCAACAACUACAGAGAGUGUGCUCUGAGCUGUGUUAACAAUGCGCAAUGUCUUUCCUUCAACGUCGCCUCAUCACCACGUACAGACAAAAAAUUUCGAUGUGAGUUGUUGAACGAAGAUAAGUACUCGGCAAGUCCAGGACAAUUAGUUAUUUCACAGGAAUAUCAUCAUUACAACAUCAAGGUAUAUUCACACAAAUUCACUAUGAUUCUGACAUUGUCGGAAAAAAAUCACUGAGUUCAGAAUCUCCAACUGGGAGAAUGUCCUGUUUACUUUGAGGGUAUGAAACAUUAAUAUAUGUUAUUAUCCAAAAAUGCAAAAGUCUACAAAAAACAGUACAGCUCAGAUAAGUCAGAUUGUUAUAAAAUAACAGUUACAUACAUCGCAAGAGCGGAUUUAUGAAGAUUUGAGUUAAAUUUCAGCAUAGGCCCCUCGUUAAAGGAAAAAAAAUAAUUACUUUUGGUAUGAUUACCCUGCGGAAAGUUUGCUCAUUACGUAAUUUGCUUUGAUAUGACAACAAUCUAAGAGGAUUGUGGCUAUACAAGUUUGUCGUGUCCAUUUUUUAUCAACGAAAUGUACUCAUCAAAACUAUUCAGUGAGAUCUGUUUCCAUUAUCAAAGAGAAGCAGUUUUUUCAGGAACAAAGUAAAUGAAUCGACUCAUAACUUUUUUUUUAUCGCAAAACUUUUGUCCACAGACACCUUGCUCAAGCUUUCCUUGUCAAAAUAACGCAACUUGCGUUCCAAAUUAUACUAAAAAUCAGUAUCACUGUGAUUGUCGCCCUGGAUAUGGUGGAUUCCUCUGUGAAACAGGUAGGAUGAGAUAUUGACAGGAGUCCAAAAACAUUCAUACUAUGACCAUGAGAUAUAUUUUUUCUGAUAAUAUACAUGAAAAAGUUACCCAGUUCUUAUUGGUUAAGAUAAAUGCAGUUUUCAAGUAAUUCAAUGCAGAAGAGGGUUAAUUCAGUGCAAAGAAGUAACAAACCAGAAAUUCUGAUUGGUCGAUAAUCAAAUAAACUCAUAGAUAGCCAAUCAAAUGCGAGCCUUGGAUGUCGCAACAUUUGGGUACCCUGAAAAUUUGCGAGCGAAACAAUGGCCGGCGUGUUAAGUGGGUUUUCUUUCGUCACCACAACAACAAUACAGCAGCUGAAAACAGCUCUAACAACCUAAACACUGUAAAAAGCACUGCCUUUUAGUUGUCGGUUUGGAAAAAAAGUGGUGUUUAGAGAAGGAAAUUGCCAAGGAAAUCGAAAAUUACCAGCAGACUCAGCUCAAUACUUUGCUCGAGAUUCCACGCCGAAAUUGAAAACAAACAUGGUUAAACCCGGCAAACGACGAUUCCAUUUCAUCGAAAGUGAUUCGGACAUAGACUGAACAAUUCCUUAAACUUUUUAGCCGGACUUUGAUUUUCUUUUUUUUUUUUUGCGCCUUAAAGAUGUGAAAAAAUCAUUUUUAAUUUUUCCCCAGUUCGUGAGCGGGCGGUAUUCUACAAAUCCUCCAAUCUGAUUGGUUCCGAGAGCGGGCAGUAUUAUCCCCAUACGGCCCGCUCACAGCGGGUGGUAUCCGAUCCUUUGUUUUAAAGUUUUCUUGGAAGCCUUUUAAAUCACCUUUUAAUAUCAUUACGCAAAUAAAUAUGUUUUGAUGAAACCUCUCUCUUUCAUUUGCAUUGCCUUUGUUUUCUCUACCAUCUACUCGCUCAUAAAUUGUUCCGUUUAUGGAGAAUCUUGCCGUAAUUACAGCCCUUUAUCAUUCAGGUUCUUUUCGCAACCAUUUGUUAGGUUUUUAGAAAAAAAUAAAAAUGUUAUUCACCAGCCAAGGUCGGUCCGUAUUAGGAAAAACUGUGCCCUCUGUCUUGUGUAUCCAAGACCUCGGGCACAGUUUUUCCCAAUACUGACAGACCUUGGCUGGUGAAUAACACACACAUAUAUAUUUUUUGAUCGUACGCGGUUGUUUUGACCGAACGCACAAUGUCACUUGCAGGGUUUGAAUAAAUUAUUUUUGCACUUGAUGCGCGCUUUGCUUCUGCAUAAUAAUGAUAGGCUAUCUCGUAUUUUUUCAUGUAUGUUAUUAAUACGUAAUCACAUAAUUUUUCUCGUGCAAUUUGAAAUAAAUUGCGUGAACUGAUUUCCUUUUCAUCUCUAUCUGAAACGCUGUCUAUUACUUAACUACAUUAUCGAUAAACCAUGGCCAGCUGCUCUUAUCUAACCAUUUCCAAAAAUCUUUCUCCGAAAAGACAUCAACGAAUGUCCGCCAUUUUUACCCGCACAAACGCAAAGCUUAGCAACGGGUUGCACUGCCUCUUACUCAUGCACUCACUCUGUUUACGCAAUCCUUAGCAAUGUUGCAGAACGAAUUGAAGCUGAAGGAAUAAGGAUUUAACUCAAAAUAUCACCCCGGCACAAAUCUAUUGAAUAUUUGGAUGUUUUAAUUUUUUGUUUAAACCUAAUGACUGAAAAACUAUUUUUAUUGCUUUCAGCAUUACGCUCGUGCAACGACGUGUACCUUUCUCGGUAAGUUAUUAAGUUGCAUCCUUUUACCAUUUUACAAUUUGAUGCAUUUUUGAAAACUUUCAUUGAAGAACGUGAUGAUCUGGGUGAGUUUGGUAAUGAGUUUUCAUAUAAAAGACAUAGAACGGAUUUUUUUUCCACACUGAAAUGUCUCACUAAGACAAAAACAAAUUGCGAUUUAAAAAACUGGUGGUCUGGGAAGCAACAGAACUAAAUCAUAGAUCGUUACUGGAUAAGCAUACUCAUAUUCUGCCCUGAUUUGAUUCUUUGACUGAGUUCUCCUUUUUCAAAGGUCAAAUGCUUCCAGUCAACGAUAUUCACUCUUCGUUGGAGGACAACUGACCUCUGUGUAUUGUCACAUGGGGGAUUUUGGGUGUGGCAGUGGUGGCUGGACAACAGUUAUAAAAAUGGAUGGUAAUAAGGUAAGCUGCACAAAGAAAGAUGUUAUUCAUUUUAUUACCCCUGGCCGGGGUAUAAUUUCCUCCAAAGGAACUGGUGAAUUACAGAGACCUCAGUGGUAAGCUAGAUCAUAACUAGGUUCAUAUGCAAAGCGCAUGCUACACACUGCUAAGAUCAGCAUUGUUGAUGGCGUCUUGUGCGUGCAAAUUAAACAACAAGAGAGUAAAUUUUGAGCUUGGUUAUCGCAGGUACACUGUAUUAGCUAAUAAUAUGGAGGUUGAAGUUCAACUUUGUUUCCGAACGAUUUAUAGCGAACUUUGCCCAUUUUUCUUUUCGUAACAAGCCGGCAAAUCAAGCAUAUACUUUGCCCCUUCGAUCUUUAACUAAAACACCUCUUUUCCUCCCUUUUUUUGGUUUUUGUUUGUUUGAUUUUUGUUUGCUUGUUUUCGUCUGCUUUUUUUUUCCAUUGUUGUAUUUUUUUAAAGCUUUUCUUUCAUUUUGUUUCUUUUUAAGCAAACUUUUCACUUUCACUCUUCAUACUGGAACCUCGCAAAUGAGUACAACCUUGCUGGAGGAGAGACUGGGUUCGACUCGCAAGAGACCAAGUUACGAACCUAUUGGAACACGCCCUUCCACAAGAUUUGUCUCGGAAUGCAAAUCGAUCAGCAGGAAAAAUUCAUAGUGCUAACCGAGCAGGCCAGUUCAUUGUAUUCACUGAUUGCUGACGGAACUCAUCGCCCCACAUCAUUGGGCCGUAGCGCAUGGUUAUCGCUUAUCGGUGCACAGGCUUCGUUACUACCUUAUUGUAACAGAGAAGGAUUCAAUGUGGUCGGCGGUCAUUCUGAUAUGGGCAAAGCUAGAAUUGGUAUUCUUGGUAACAAUGAGAACGACUGCUAUACUUGUGAUAGCAGAAUCGGAUUUGGUACGGGAGGGUUACAUGAAGACAGCAAUACAUGCGGAAAUGGUGGCGCUCAAAUCAGAGCUAUGGGAUACAUCUUAGUGCAAUAA